AUGAAUGUUAUAGGAGACACUAAUGCCUUACUGCAAACCUCUAUCGACAGCAAAGUUGCAAAGACAGAUACCAUUCCAUACACAAGGUUAACCGGCACUCCAGACCUCUCUGUCUACGAGAAGAAGCUGACCUUUAUCGGACCUGUCUUCUCUAGAGACACGAGUAAUUCGAUUAGCUUCAACUCGGGAGCCAUAACAACAGUAGGAACGCUUGGUACAUUGAAUGUUACAAAUACUUUAACAGCGGGAAGCAUCAGCAGUCCUACUUUGAACAACUACCUCACCGUAGCAAAUGCAGCCACGACGUAUCAACCCCUUAAUGCUCGUCUGACAAACUUCGCAAAUAUAGCACCGACAAACACGUACAUGCUUAUCGCAAGCGGCGGCAACUUCAUUCAAUAUAGUCCUGCAGAUGUUCGUGCGAACUUGUCCUUGAAGAAUUUAAGUUUGCUUGAUACAUUAGAUUACACAAGUUCGGCGUUGGUGAAUAAACCUGUCCUUGGCAGUCUCGCUGCGCUGAAUAGCAUCGACUAUGCUUCGACGUACAUUACUGGAAAGCCAACUCUUGGCUCACUUGCAGCACUUAGCAGUAUCGAUUACACUUCGGCUUUACUUACAAACAAGCCUUCGCUUGGUUCACUUGCAGCACUGAGUAGUAUAGAUUACACUUCGGCUUUACUGACAAACAAGCCUUCGCUUGGCAGUUUGGCUGCUAAAUCCGUUAUCAAUCUUGCAAGCGCAGAUGUCACCGGUAUUCUUCCUGUUGGAAGUAUUGACCCGAACAUUGUGCUUGCUGGAACCGGUUUGACUAAAACUGGUCAGACUUUAAGUGUCAAUCCUGUCCAAACACAAAUUACAAGUGUUGGGACUUUGACGGGUCUCACCGUUUCUGGUUCUAGCACAUUUACAGGGUCAAUAACCGUACCUACUCCAACCACGGCUUCGCAUGCUGUGACAAAAUCAUAUGUGGAUGGAUUGAUUUCUACAACGCAAACGGGAGCGCAACCGCUAAAUGGAAAAUUGACUGCUAUUUCUUCGAGCACCGCCACUCUCAACAAUUUCCUUGUAGGAGAUGGAACGAAUUAUAUCAGUACGCCUCCAUCAGCAUCUAGGACGGCUUUGGGUUUAGGCUCGAUUGCAUUGAAGAAUUCUAUAGAUUUAGCAAACGAUGUUGGAACAACUGUCCUUCCAUAUGCCAACAUUGACGGAACUGUCGCCUUGAAAUCCUAUGUAGAUGGUUUAGUCUCAACUGCUGGAACGGGAUUGACAAAAACAGGAAACGUUUUCAGCGUUAAUGCUAGUCAAACAGGUAUAACAUCUCUUGGGACCCUAUCAUCAUUGAGCGUCGGUGGAACAGCAAAUAUUGCUGGAGAUGUCACGGUGUCAGGAAACGCUGUCGUCUCAACAGCACCGACCUUAGCAAAUCAUCUUACAAAUAAGAUUUAUGUUGAUACGCUUCUUAGUGCUGGAACAGGAUUGACACGAACUGGAAACGCCUUUAGCGUAAAUCCUGCUCAGCCUCAAAUUACAAUCGUUGGAACUCUAUCAUCUCUGAAUGUUGGUGGAAAUGCGAACUUAUCCAAUGUUCAAAUUGCCGGAACGACUGAUUCUACCUCGACCACAUCAGGUGCGCUCCAAGUUGUUGGAGGAGUUGGUGUGGGGAAAAGUGUGGUGGUUGGCGGCACCGUAUUCCUAGGAGGAACAACAGCGAACCUGAAUACCACAACAGGACAGACUUUGAAUAUAAAUAACGCUGCAUCGACUGUAGUUACUUCUACUCUUGACUCCAACGCUAUAAAUGCUGGUUCUCUCCAAGUUGCAGGCGGCGUUGGUAUCGCUAAAUCAUUAUACGUCGGUGGAUAUGGAAUCAUAAAAGAAUCUACAGCCGGAAAUGGACCUUCUGUAGGUCUUAUAAACUCAAACGGUGGAGGUUGGACUUUGUGGCAUAUAGGCCAAACUAGUGGCCUUGGAACUAAUAAUUUCGGCUUAUACAACAAUACUGCCGCAAAUCUUGCGUUAACGGUGAAUGUGGCAACAAACGCAUUAAAUAUCAAUUCGACAACUGAUUCGAAUGGUAUAACAACAGGGGCUUUACAGGUCGCCGGAGGUGUUGGUAUCGCCAAGAAAUUGACGGUAGGAAGUGAUGCGAGUUUUGUCGGGUCAAAUCAAAGUAUCUUUUGGUACAACGGUUCGGUGUCCACACCCACAUUUGGAAGCAGCAUAACGGGCAACGUUUCAGCAGCAGGGUACUUUUCCUCAAAUUCGGCUAUUGGCGAUAUGGUAAUUCGGGCACAGUACAAUAAUUCACCGACAAACCUUCGAUUCGCUAACGGACCCGGCGUAUCAAACCUUGAUAUAUUGACAAAUGGAAAUGUUCUAAUCAAUACAACAACGGACUCCUCUUCUACAACAACUGGCGCUCUAACAGUUGCUGGAGGUCUAGGUGUGGGAAAAUCUCUAUUUGCUGGUUCAUCGGCCACUGGGAGUCAUACACUGCAAGUAAACUCGACAUCAACAGAUGUUUUGAAACUUCAGAGUCUUUCAGCAUCUGGGUUUUCUUCGAUCGGUUUUGUUAACAACACAGGAACAACGGUGGGAGCAUUCGGUUACGCAGGAGUCAAUACGACCGCUCCAAAUGCUGGGAACUUUUUUCUCUAUUCCGGGUCUAAUGCCAAUUUCAUAAUCAACUCUAACCUCCCCAGUGUACAAAUUCUUUCCACCAUAGAUUCUACUUCGACCACUUCAGGUGCAUUUCAGGUGAGAGGUGGAGCGGGUAUUGCAGGGAAUGUCAAUAUUGGUAAAGAUUUGAACGUCAACGGUACCAUAUACUCCACUAUUUCUUCGAGUGGCCCUAUUGUAUCUUCGCAUCUCGGAACACCUAAUUUGGCAGCGGGGAGUUUCUCAACACUUCAAAUUGGAGUAGGAGCAGCAACAAAUAAUAUGGCCAGAUUGUACUUCAAUUAUGCUGGAGCAGGUCUUGCGACAAACACGUUGGGUUUGGGAUUAUGGAAUGCACCACAAGGUCUUACAGUGGAUGGAACGGGGAAGGUUGUUAUUCCCACCGGUUCUAUCGGCAGUUUGUCAGUUUCAGGAAACAUGAAUUUCACCGGAAAUCAAGCAAUAAUUUCUGCAUCUGGUUCAGCAGGUCCUCUCUCCAUAGACCCGAAUCAAAGUUCUAACCCUUAUGUACGGGUAUGGGACGAUUUACGGGUGGUAGGAGAUUUUUCUGUGUGGAAUUCGGCCGAAAAUACCACUUGGUUCAAAGUUUUUACAAAUACUGGUAUUGCAUCUGUCUUUACCACAACCGAUUGCACAGGAGUUGGAUCAGGCGCUCUUCAAGUGUCUGGAGGCGCCUCUGUGGCGAAAAACGUAUAUGUUGGGGGAAAUCUGAACAACAGUGGUACUGUAUCGGUCUUGAACACUUCUGAUGCAACUUCUAAUACAUCGGGCGCUCUUGUAGUGAAUGGAGGCGCAUCUGUAGCGAAAUCUCUAUAUGUGGGGUCGAAUCUUAAUGUGACCGGGGACUUGAAAACUUCUGCCUUAAAUUCUGUCACAACUCUCGUUCCAUAUCCACAGACGCCAGCAACAGGUCAAUCAUGGUCCGGGUAUUCAGUUAUUGGUUCUUCCGAAUACACGUAUGCAAACGGAAACGGUGUAGAUGGAUAUACGGGACAUGUUUUCGAUUGUUAUAGUAAUGCAAGUAUUGCUUCCAGACUGCGGUGGGCAACCGCGAGCACUUCGACAGCAAACCUAGGACUCGAUGGAACAACACAAAGUCUUCAUUACUCUUUAUUGAGACUCCCGUCGGCCAUUGCUAUGAGUUCAAUCAAACUCACCGCCUACCUGAUGGACGCCGUGGCGAUGCCUACUACGUUCUCCGUGAUUGCCGGAACUACCGAGUCCGCUAUGGUAACCAUUGCAACGUUGAAUAUACCUGGUUCUACUUGGACCACUGAUGGAAACUCAUUUAGUUUUGCAAACACCACGCCUUAUGUAGUAUGGGGCAUCGCAUGGGCAUAUGCCAAUCAAACCACAAGUGGAGGAUGUGCAAUCCGCCAGAUUCAGUUCAAUCAGGCUGUUCCAAAAGCAACCCUUGUCACCGCUUCUGCAAACACUAUAGAUGUUUCCGUUUGCAUCAAAGACGGUGUUGUAGAUGCGUUGUUAACAAAUGGAAAUGGGUAUACAGGAGGUUUUUCUCCCAUAAAUUGGAAAGUCGGGAUGUCCGGAGUGGUACCCGUUCAGUUUCCAAGUGCCGUUGCUGUUCUCUUCGACGAAUACUCAAUUGAGCGCACGAAUUUGCUACUAGGUCGGCGGUUCUCCAAAAAUCACUUCAAGGAUGCUGUGUUGCCGGUUUAUAUCACUGCCCACGAUAAUGCGACUGCCUCUGUCUUUACUCCAACAGAGGCCGAGGUAACCAUUCCCAAAGAGAAACGCUUUUUUGAAUUUUGGCUUUCUAUUUGUACAAAUUUCAUAUAUCGUUCGGAAAAGUUCACUCAACUUGAAGACGCAUUCUACGCCAUGUGGAAAGAGCUGCAACGGCUGAAGUCCAACUUCUCAUGGAAUGAUAACUUGCAGAAAGAGCUGCAAAUCAUUGAGCAACUCCUACUAGACAUCUAUGAGACACUGACGAAGGCGCGACAAAUCUUAAACGAUGAAUGA
Fimicolochytrium jonesii is the source of this 4659-nucleotide messenger RNA. RefSeq lists its product as uncharacterized. Lineage: Eukaryota; Fungi; Chytridiomycota; Chytridiomycetes; Spizellomycetales; Powellomycetaceae. The coding region runs from base 1 to 4659 and encodes 1552 amino acids. The transcript has 5 exons. The record is from RefSeq and is a predicted model, not a curated record.